GUAGUAGUAGGCUGUUCCUUCGUAGUGGUAGGCUGUUCCUUCGUAGUGGUAGGCUGUUCCUUCGUAGUGGUAGGCUGUUCCUUAGUGGUUGUCUUUUCUGUAGUAGUGGUAGGCUCUUCUGUCUUUUCAGAUUUAGUUGCCUUAGUCUCAUUUUCGGAUGAGGCAGUAGUCUUCUUUUCAACAGCAAGUCGAAUAUUUUUGAGCGAAUGUGUGGUCUCGGUUGCAACAGAAAGAGCCAACUGCGUGGUAGUACGAUGAUCUGAGGUUGUCUUGGUUACACUCAAACUUAUGCUUGUAAUCUUUUCCCUUUUCGUCGUGGUCGUGGUUUUUUCUUCUUUUGUAGUUGUAGUGGCGUGGUCAUGGUUUGAAGAUGUAGUCACAGGACGAGCUGUUGUAUGCUUUGUAGUGCUGCUAGCAUUGGAUUCGUCUUUUGCAGUAGACGACUCUUUUUUGGUAGUUUUGGAUUUCUCAGCUGUGGUUGAUUUGUGUUUAGUAACAAUUGAUCGUGCUUUUAAUGCAUUAGACAAUGAAGUCGUAAUUGAUUUAUAAUGCAAUUCUGUUGUUGCCUCCGGUUUUGCUUCGAUAGUUUGAAAUUGAAUACAAAUAAGAGCAAUAAGUAUAAAGAUUAGGUAAUGAUUGAGCUUCUUUUUUAUCAUCUAGCGAAUUACAAUUUUUAAAAAUCUAAAAGUACAUGUAAAAACUACAGAAAACGAAAGGAAUGUAAUAGGAACAAG
Molecule: messenger RNA, 734 nt
Organism: Gilbertella persicaria
Lineage: Eukaryota; Fungi; Mucoromycota; Mucoromycetes; Mucorales; Choanephoraceae
Exons: 2
Coding region: 289-549 (86 amino acids)
Source: RefSeq, a predicted model, not a curated record